Molecule: messenger RNA, 4232 nt
Organism: Eupeodes corollae
Lineage: Eukaryota; Metazoa; Arthropoda; Insecta; Diptera; Syrphidae
Gene: X11L
Exons: 10
Coding region: 308-3571 (1087 amino acids)
Biological process (GO): chemical synaptic transmission
Cellular component (GO): cytoplasm; dendritic spine; plasma membrane
Molecular function (GO): protein binding
Source: RefSeq, a predicted model, not a curated record
AAAUUGUAUGUAGUUUGUGUGCUCACUGAAGCUGAUUGACUGAAUUUAAUUUUUCUCUGUUGAAUAAAAAUUUUCAUAAAUUGUGUUUCCGAAAGAAUAACUCUUAACUCAUUUAAUUUCCACCGAAUCAAACAAGAUCUUCACAAACAGAAUGAUUAAACAUCCUAGGACUGGAUUGCUGUUGUAGUAUGCUCUAGAAAAGCAGAAGGACUGCCCCCCAAACAGUCAAGUGCAUGUUUUGUGUCGAGAGUGUGUUGCACCCCUGUCCACCUCGCAGCAAUCAAUCAUCCAAGUAUUCUAAACAAAGAUGAACUCGGACAGCAGUGAAAAAGGCAGUUCCAUCAUUCGAGGACGACCCUAUUCGAAGAUGAGUUCAGUUGUCGAUGCGGAUUUUGAGAAAUUCGAGAAGCCCCAGGAGCGCUAUGUGUGGGAGAUGAGGACGCGCAGUCCGAACACCACUCCCGCCAGCACUGUCCUCAACUCGCCGGACUUGGCUGAAGUGCAGUACUCGCAGCACCAUGGUCGUCAGCAUCAGAUUCGGGUCGGGCGGAGUCCCGUCAGUCAAGUGGAUAACAUGGUACCGCAGGGUCUGACCAGUCCCGGGUCGCCCACAGACGUUGGCAAAGCCGGCGGACAUUGCGUCCGCGAUGGGGAGAUUGUUGUCUUCGACGACAUCGACACCAACUGGAUAAAGUCGCAAGCCAAAGAUGGCAAUGUCGACGAUAUUCUGAAGGUCACCAAAAUGAUUGGCCAGCUUCCGAUCGCAGAGUAUGAAGGUUCCCCGCGCCGCAUUGGCACUCAACAACAGGGCUUCAGCCUGCAAGGAGGCUGUUUUAAGAUGGCCUGUGCCACAGUCGGAGGCAUGCCCACACGUCCUCCUGGGUUCCCGCAGCGUGUGUCGCAGCAUUCUUCGCCGGCUACGCAGCAAGAAAACAACCACAAGUCGGAGAAUCUAAUUGACAUCGACGGCGGCAAUGGUGUAGCUGAAGUUGACACCGACAAUCGAAAUGAAUCAUCGACCGCCGCUGAUGAAUCGCGGUCCAAGACACCAACAUUUGAUUAUUUGUACGAGUUCUCAGAGACACGAAAGGUCCUCGAGGAGUUUUUCAAAGGAGCCAAUACCGAUGAGAAACAGUUUGCCGAUUUCGCUGAGAGUGACGAUCUUGGAAGUUCUGAUACACAUCAAGACUAUGAGCGGGAGGAAGACAAGAAAGCCGAACAAGCUUACAUUGGUCAAAGGUUAGCUAGAAUCCCAAAGGAAGAGCUCUACAUGGUUCAUCGUUCGCCCAGAAAACAACAAUAUGACAAUUACAACGAGCAAAAUGACAUUGAACUUUACAUCGAUUCGAAUAGUCGUAGCUCUGGUGAACUUGCCGAUACAGAAUUAGAAGCUAACUUACGUCGCCAUUCACGCAACUUCACCCUAUCACCAGAAACAACCGACUACGAUUCCAAUUGUGGUGAUUUGGAUAGCCUUUCCAAUGAUAUUAAUUUGCAAACUGAUUUUGGAAAACUCUACACAAGUAUGCCAGUUCUAGAAGAUGGGCUUUCGAGCGGUCAUGCUUCCGAUACGGAGAAUAAUAUUUCCGUAGUGAUUGAUAAGAAAUUCUUAGAGUGUAAUAAUCUAAGUGUGGCAGCUUUGGAUGAUGUCGAAAAUAAUAGUGUCAUAAAUAAUAGUCAAGAUGAAUCCGAUAUAGAAGUGAAGCAGGUAAUGAACGAUGUGGCUACAAGUGAUAGUGGUUGCUGUAAUACAGCCCUCAAUAAUGGUGAUGUUAAAGAUGCUCAUAUCUAUGACGCUGUCUAUGCAACAAAUGUGCCACAAAAUACUCCACCACCACCACCAGCACCAGUUGCACACCGCCCGACAAUAACCGAUGCCGAGUCUCAAGAUAUUCAAGAAGCUAUGAAAGAUAUUCGAUCUGCCUUGCAGCGUGCGAAAACUCUUCCCGAAAAAGCUAAAUUCUGCGAUGAAGUACUUCCCGCCGGACGUGAAUCACCAAUAUGGGUUCCACGAACUAACUCGCAUGAGAAUUCCUCCGUUGAUGUUAUGCACAAAGGCCAGUGUCACACCGAAGAGGAGGAACAUGAUACUGAUUUGGAAACUGAUCGGUUAUUGGGACAACAACGUCUUGAUGAUCAAGGAUUUUAUGAUGAUAAACAACUUUGGUCAAAGAAUUCUCCAACUCAUUCUCCGACUACUUCAGAUAUAACAAUGCUCAAUAACUCAACUAGCGUUAAACCGCAAACAUUUUCAUCAGCCACCAUCCGACAAGGUAUCGGAACAGCACUCACCCCAACCUCACCAGAACAUUGUCAAAUAAUUGGCACAGGUGAAGUUACCAUAACAUCACCUGAGAAACUACAAUACUCAAAGAGUCCAACAGGUUCAAUUAAAUCAUUGAAAGACUCUACAAAUAGUGAUAAGAAAGCAAAAACUAGAAAUAAAGAAGCAUUACUUGAUCCGGCAGUACUUAUCGAGGGGGUUUUAUUUCGAGCAAGGUACUUGGGUUCGACGCAAUUAGUGUGCGAAGGACAACCAACAAAAUCUACUCGAAUGAUGCAAGCUGAAGAAGCUGUUUCCAGGAUCAAGGCACCAGAAGGUGAAAGUCAACCAUCCACCGAAGUUGAUUUAUUUAUAUCAACCGAGAAAAUAAUGGUCCUUAACACUGAUCUCAAAGAGAUCAUGAUGGACCAUGCCCUUCGUACAAUCUCCUACAUUGCUGAUAUUGGUGAUCUGGUAGUUCUUAUGGCACGACGUAGAUUCGUGCCCGCUGAUACCGAUGAAGGACCCAAACCAAACCGGACACCCAAAAUGAUAUGUCACGUUUUUGAGAGUGACGAAGCACAAUUUAUAGCACAAUCAAUUGGUCAGGCAUUCCAAGUGGCAUACAUGGAAUUUCUGAAAGCAAAUGGAAUUGAGGAUCAUAGUUUUGUUAAGGAAAUGGAUUACCAGGAAGUGCUCAAUAGUCAGGAGAUCUUUGGUGAUGAAUUGGAGAUCUUUGCGAAAAAAGAAUUACAAAAAGAGGUCGUCGUACCUAAGGCGAAAGGAGAAAUACUAGGGGUAGUGAUUGUAGAGAGUGGUUGGGGUUCCAUGUUGCCCACAGUUGUAAUUGCAAAUCUAAUGUCAGCUGGAGCUGCAGCUAGAUGUGGUCAAUUAAAUAUCGGUGACCAACUGAUUGCUAUAAAUGGCAUGAGCUUAGUCGGGCUUCCAUUAUCGACUUGUCAGAGUUAUAUACGCAAUGCAAAGAAUCAGACUGCUGUUAAAUUUACGGUUGUGCCUUGUCCGCCAGUAGUCGAGGUUAAGAUUAAACGACCGAAUACCAAAUAUCAAUUAGGAUUUAGUGUUCAAAAUGGAGUGAUUUGUAGUCUUUUACGCGGUGGAAUUGCUGAGCGCGGGGGUGUGAGAGUGGGUCAUAGAAUAAUUGAAAUAAAUAAUCAAAGUGUUGUGGCUGUUCCUCAUGAAAAAAUUGUUAAUUUAUUAGCAACAUCUGUUGGCGAGAUUUUAAUGAAAACAAUGCCGACUUCAAUGUUUAGACUCCUGACAGGUCAGGAAAAUCCAAUUUUCAUCUAACUAUUUUCAACUUUCCAAUAAAUAUAAAAGUUAUAAAAAAGAAAUCUAACUUAUUGCUAUCUUAGUCUAUAAGAAUUUUGAGGGUUGUUUGCAAAAAGUUUUAGGUCGUCUUAUCAACAAAGAGCUAUAAUGAAAAUUAUAUAAAAUGCAUUCUUCUUAAGUUGACCAAUGUGAAAUUGCUUUUAGCACGAUACAGAUAGAGCUCUAUUGGAAAGAAGAAUUAAUGGUUCUUUGUUUUAGCACAGCCUAACAUUUUUCAAGCAAUCCUCUUACCUAAACAAAAACAAAACAAAAAACAAAUCCUAACGAAUAUUUGAAACCAAAAAUACAAAGAAAAUACCCACACGCACUUAUUUGCUAUUUGCGGCAACGAUUAUAAUCAUGAAAAAAAAAUAUUUAAAGAAAAUAAAUAAAUUAAAAUUUAAAUAAAAGAAAAGAAAACACGAACAACAACAAUUCUAAAUCACUCUUAAAGAUUUCUCCUGUGAACACUAAACAAUCAUUUUUGUUGUUGUAAAUUUUCAUUAUAAAAAAUUGCAAGAACAAUAUAUUAACAAAAAAAAUAUCGAAUUUAAGUUGUUUGCGCGAAGAAGUAUUGUUUUAAUUUUGUUAAUCACUGUAUGAGCUUUUUUUACAUUUCAUAAUUUUCUUCUUUUGUUUU